Lactuca saligna is the source of this 474-nucleotide messenger RNA. The record is from the annotation of a GenBank genome assembly. Lineage: Eukaryota; Viridiplantae; Streptophyta; Magnoliopsida; Asterales; Asteraceae.
AUGCCCCUAACCCGUGAUGAGGAUUUUAUUGAUCUUUUUACCCAAACACGUAAUGAUUCAGUGGCUAGUAUGGAAGAGGUUUAUGGAGAAGUUAAGGAAACACAUGUUGAUGCAAGAGAUGUUCAGAAAAGAGAUGUUCAGGAAAAAGAGAUUAAAGAAAGAUAUGUUCUAGAAGAAGAAGUUGAAGUUAGAGAGGUUGAAGAAGAAGAAGUUAAAGGCAAAUAUGUUGAGGAAGAAGAAGUUGAAGGCAGAUAUGUUAAGGAAGAAGAAGUUGAAGGCAUAGAGGUUAGGGAAGAAGAAGUUGAAGAGAGAGAGGUUAGAGCAAGAAUGAUACCCUUGGGUCCUGGUUCUUAUAAUUUCCAUCGGGAGAAAAAGAGGACUCCCUCUGAAAGAAUUAGGAAACUGAAGCUCAGGAAAAUGGUUGAAGAUGCUGAUGGUGGUAGUUCUUCCAAAUCCCCUUGGGUUUUAGAUUAA